Molecule: messenger RNA, 3167 nt
Organism: Nematostella vectensis (starlet sea anemone)
Lineage: Eukaryota; Metazoa; Cnidaria; Anthozoa; Actiniaria; Edwardsiidae
Product: melanopsin-like
Exons: 3
Coding region: 560-1639 (359 amino acids)
Biological process (GO): G protein-coupled receptor signaling pathway
Cellular component (GO): membrane
Molecular function (GO): G protein-coupled receptor activity
Source: RefSeq, a predicted model, not a curated record
UUCUCAGCUUGGUAGAAUUUAAAAUUCAGUUUAAUGGAACUUUUAUCUGAUAAAUUCCCGUUUGAAAUUUCUCAAAAGUUUUGCAUUAAUCUCCUCCUGACUAAUUUUCACAUUUGCGCAGACACAAUGCCUGAAGGGAAUUAUUUCCGAGUUAGUCUAGUCUCUAAAUUUCAUCUGACCUGGAAGCAUAUAAUUUUCUAAAGUCUAGUUAAGGAAAUGUAGACCCAAUUAAGUCACAACUCAAAAUCCUCCAAAGAGUGAGAAGAUGGAAAACCGGAAAUUUACCACACGGCUACAAUACACAACAGACUGCGUCUCGAAAAAAGAGGAAAUUAGAAUACUAAUUAAUUAUAUACUCUGUUCACUAGGCAUUUGGCUAUUUAGAAUCUUGCUCACAACUUCCUUUUGAGUGAUCUUUUCAAGCUUGACCCAAGAAAGUACAUUUGUUUGUAUUUUCCUACUGGAUUUAGUGAAAUAUGACCAGGACAAGUAUUUAAAAAAAAGCUGCCCCAGCGCCAGAUCCAUUGAAUUCGUAGCUCCUUUGGCAAACGAUUAAAUCAUGUCCACUGCUAACUCCCCAUGGGGAAGCGAGGGGCUGGUAGCGUACGGCGUAGUGAUGUCCCUCAUUCUAACGACUGGCUUGACGGGAAAUAUCCUCACUAUCAUCGUGUUAAUGCGUCGAGAGCAUCGCUCCAAAGUCAUCACACCUUUUAUGAUCAACGUGGCCGUGCUGGACUUGAUCAUCAUCGCGCUUGGGUACCCUGUAGCUAUAAUAGCCAAUUUUACGGGCAUUCGAAUGAAGGAGGGAGAUUCCCGAUGUCAAUGGACGGCGUUUCUAAAUGGCGCAACCGGAAUUGCGGCGAUCAUUACUCUUACAGCCAUGAGCAUAGUGAUGCGAAAUACCAUCACGCACCCUAUUGUGAAGAAGAGGUUAUCGUGUAAAUAUCUGUUUGGUAGCCUCUGUGCGAUCUGGACGUAUGGUAUCUUGACCAUGUUACCGCCUCUAGUGGGAUGGUCAAAGUUUGUGCCCGGUGCGGCAAAGGUUAGCUGUGGGCCCGACUGGGAGACCCAGAACGCGUCUACUUUGUCCUACAACAUCGUGCUUUUGAUCGUGGGUUUUGUCAUUCCUGUUGGCAUUAUUCUUCCUUGCUAUUUUCAUAUUUUCAGGUUCCUUCGUUCUCAGCCUGUUCCACCAGCCUUUAUUUCCAUCACAUCUCAGCGUCGGCGUGCACACUUACGUAUUGCACGCAUGAUUCUCGUGUCAAUCAUCUCGUUCGUCAUCAGCUGGUCGCCUUACUGUGUCGUCAGUGUAAUUGCCAUGGUACAGCGGGCACCGGCCCUUUCUCAAGGUUUCGCGGAAAUCCCCGAACUAAUGGCUAAAGCAUCUGUAGUUUACAACCCUUUGGUGUUUACGGUAAUGAACCGGGGUUUCCGACGCUCCUUGUGUCGUAUUGUACCUUGCUUGGGCUGCUCUGUGGGAAAUGGAAUCUCGCGAAGGUAUACUUGGUUAGGCAUGAAAGACUUGGCGGACAGGUCGAGUGUUAUCAGUAACGUUGCAGUCCAGGCAGAUCCAACGGGAAGAGCUAUGCCAUCAGGCGUUUUACAUAAAGCAUUGUCUAUUGAUGGAGCGACUCCUUAAGAUUUGCUGAAAGUAAGGCAUACUUUAUGUAAGAACACUUAUGAUAUCAUCUUAUUUCGCACAACAGAACAUCUUAAAAUGGAUAAAGUGCUAGUUCUCGUUGUUCUCUAGACUCGAUCUAAAACGUUGAAUACUGAUCAGCGAUGAACAGGUGAAUACUGACCAGCGGUCAACACACGUGAAUACUGACCAGCGGUCAACACAAGUGGAUACUGACCAGCGGUCAACACAAGUGGAUACUGACCAGCGGUCAGCACAAGUGAAUACUGACCAGCGGUCAACACACUUGAAUAAUGACCAGCGGUCAACACACGUGAAUAAUGACCAGCGGUCAACACAAGUGAAUACUGACCAGCGGUCAACACACGUGAAAACUGACCAGUGGUCAAUACAAGUGAUUACUGACCAGCGAUCAACACAAGUGGAUACUAACCAGCGGUCAACACAAGGGGAUACUGACCAGCGGCAAACACACGUGAAUACUGACUAGCGGUCAACACAAGUGAAUACUGACCAACGGUCAACACAAGUGAAUACUGACCAGCGGUCAACACACGUGAAUACUGACCAGCGGUCAACACACGUGAAUACUGACCAGCGGUCAACACACGUGAAUACUGACCAGCGGUCAACACACGUGAAAACUGACCAGCGAUCAACACAAAUGAAUACUGACCAGCUGUCAACACAAGUGAAUACUGACCAGCGGUCAACACACGUGAAUACUGACCAGCGGUCAACACACGUGAAAACUGACCAUCGGUCGUAACAGCUGAAUACUGGCAAGCGGUCAACACAAGUAAAUACUGACCAGCGGUUUUCACAAGUGAAUACUGACCAGCGGUCUUCACAAGCGAAUACUGACCAGCGGUCUUCACAAGUGAACACUGAACACUGUUCAAUAUAAUGAAGGGGCGGUUGGUGCUGGCCUAAAAGUGGAUCUAAUAAAAAUCAAAAUCUUAUGGAAAUAGUGCCAAUAAAUCCUUUUUUCUCGAAUUCUUACAUGUAUAUUACGUAUUCCAAAUUGCGCUGCACAUCCAUGUAUCCAUGUAACCGCAGUGCUUCAUGGGUAUCAAAUAAGGAAAAAAAUGCAAGUAAGAUCAAUUCCUCGCUUCAGUUUUUCGAAUUUCUAAACAUUUCCGAAUUUGAAAAAAACACACUCCCACGGCUUUCAGAGGCCAGAAUUUAGCCACUUAUACGGUAUCCAUGAAUCACUGCAGGUUAUCACACAGGAUUUCUUAGAAGCAACCUUAUGUGAAAUAGAAAAAUCAGAUACGAGGGAGAAGAAAUAGUAUUUUGUUGACCGGGUUUUCUUACGUAAAUACGGAAAGCACUUCUCAAACAACGCACACUUCAGCCAAAUUACAUAAAUAAAACUUUCUUCCAUUGCAGAUUCUAGAAUUCCGCCUUUUUUUGGAUUUCGGUGACCCUCUACAUAUGUGUUCGUGUGAAUCAUCCUUCACAUGCGAUGGCUAUUUGCUAGUUGGUGUGUAUUGAAUGUGCCGCAAUGAUUAAUUAAUCUAUAAAA